AUCGGUUGAAACAAUUGGUUGAAUAUUAUGAAAAGGGGGAAACCUUAAGACUAGGGACUUUUCGCAAUGUACAAGAAGUUGUAUAAAAUGUAGGUGUCGCUCCGUACUGUGGAUGAAUUUCCUAGUAUCUUUUGAACAUAUUUAAACAUCCUUCCCAUUGACGAGCUUUAAACGUACCCCAGGUGCCUAAGCUGAUAAACCCAACAAAAUGGUUAAAAUUGCUGUAGCUGGUGGUUCUGGACAGGUUUCCAAGGAGAUCAUCGACGUCCUUUUGGAGUCAAAAAGGCAUCAAAUAAUCAUCUUGAGCAGGAAGGAAGCUCCAACAGGAAUUCCAGACGCACCUAAGCUUAAAUGGCAAGUGGUGGACUACAAUGAUAAGAAAGGCCUAGUCGAAGUCCUUCGCGGGACUCACACCCUCUUAUCCUUCGUCCAAACCCUCUCGGAUCCCGACCAGAAGUCGCAAAAGAAUCUAAUCGAUGCCGCUAUCGAAGCUGGCGUGAAACGCUUUGCGCCAAGCGAAUACGGAAGCAACGACACUGUUGACAUGGCUUGGUUACGAGUAAAGCAGAACAUCAGAGAGUAUCUUGAAGAUGUCAAUCAGAAAGGACAGGUUCUCGAAUACACACUAUUUCAACAGGGCAUAUUCUUGGACUACCUGGCCUAUCCCUACAAGACAUCUAAGCAUGUAGACCCCUUGCAGUCUGUCUUCGAUUUUGAGAAUAGACGUGCGAUAGUCGUGGAUGGUCAUGAGGACGCCAUCAUGACUCUGACUACUGUCGCAGAUUUGGCCAGGGUUGUUGCUCGAGCAGUUGAUUAUGAGGGCACUUGGCCCAAGGUAAGCGGGAUCAGAGGCAACAGGGUCACUUUCUCGCAAAUCGUUGAGAUUGGCGAGAGAAUUAGAGGACGUCCCUUCAUCGUCGAUAAAGUCAAAGUUGAAGACCUUGAGAAUGGGGAGCUGAAGACGAAUUGGAAUAUAAAAGCGAUUCAUAAAAUGGUCUCGGAGGACCAAGCAUUGGCUUUUCUCAAGGCUGUUUCCAUUGGCAUUUUGCUGAGCAGUUCAAAAGGUGCAUGGGAUAUUUCGGAUGAGUUGAACCAACUUUUUCCAGACUUCGAGUUCACUCAAAUUGAAGACUUCCUGACAAAAGUUUGGGAAGGAAAAAAAUAAGUUGCUAGCUAGUGCUUGGUAGUAGCUGUUGUAUGUACCUAGUACGCUGUAAAGAUAUCUAAGUGGGGUCGCUGGUCGACCCCACUAUGCUUGCUUAGGUACCUCCUGGCUGCCCGGGUUCAACACGUUACCGG
This is a messenger RNA of Annulohypoxylon maeteangense, 1299 nucleotides long. Its product is annotated as NAD(P)-binding protein. The record is from RefSeq and is a predicted model, not a curated record. The coding region runs from base 209 to 1165 and encodes 318 amino acids. Lineage: Eukaryota; Fungi; Ascomycota; Sordariomycetes; Xylariales; Hypoxylaceae. The transcript has 6 exons.